AUGGUGGCUGCUGCCUAUGAUCCUCCAGACCCCUCUGCUGCCACAGAACAGAUAACCAAAGUGCCAGACUCUGCCAAGCCGGACCCCGCCCCUCCUCUUCCCCCCGUCAACCCCAGUGCCGCCCCGCCUGCACCCCCAAGCAGUGGCAAUGGCAAGCGCGCCCCCUCCGGAGGUCAGCCGCAGACAGCACAGCAGCCCCAGACUCCGCUCCAGCAGCGCUACCCGCCCAGAGAGGUUCCCCCGCGCUUCCGCCAGCAGGAGCACAAGCAGCUGUUAAAGAGGGGCCAGCCUCUUCCCCCGGGGACCCUGCCUCUCACCACGGGACGUCCCGCCACUACUGAACCUGCAGCAGCAUUACCCAUACACUCCUCUCCCUCCUGCUCCUCGUCCUCAACAGCCAGCCUGCCUACAGAACUGCCCCCACAAAGUGGCACGGGAGCCCAGCAUGAUAAUCCCCUUUGGGGACACCUGCCAGCCAACAGGAUUGCCACAAGUGCUGCAUCUUCCACCAAUCUCAGUAGCUGGGAUCAACUGAUCAUUGACCAGAAGGACACAGAGGCUUGGCCUUCUAUUACCCUCAGCCAGAGCCAGGCCCCUCCAGGAGGAUGCCCUUUGGACACUGAUCCUGGUCGCCUGACCAGCAGCAGCAGUAGUACUAGUAGUAGUUGUAGUACAGUGAUUAUGGCCACAGGGGCUAAUAGCCAGGCUGGCCACUUCCCUGCCAACCAACUUAGCAGCAAGGCCAACAGUGGGCCAAGCCCUGCCAAUCAUACUGGAACCAGCAUGCUCUCUAGCCAGGUUGCAGCCAAUCGCAGCUGGGGCUCUGGGGCUGGACCCUCCCAUUGCCCUCCUCAGUCUUCAGUGGGGAGUGAAGGGAAGAGUGACAGCUCAGUAGGAGGAGGAGGCAGCAGGGGCUGGGGCUCUUCUUCAUCAUCUUCCACCAACAACUUUAACUUGAACCUAAACCCUAAUGCCAACCCUUCAGCCUGGCCAAUGCUGGGACAUGAUGGGGGUGGCACAGGGGGAGGCAGCUCAGGGGGAGCCAACAACAUUUCAACUCCUCAACCUACACCCAACCUCUGUAAUCCAUCUGGCCCCCCACCAACCCAGACCAGCACCUGUACUGGAGCCAACACUAACAGCAACUCUUCUGUGAUUGGCAGCGCCUGGGGUAGCAUGAUGACCUCUGAUACAUCAGAGCCACACCCCUCCCCGUCCACAAAUGUGUCUUUCAGUUCAGAACCUCAGAACCUUAAAACUGAUGGACCAAAUCACACUAAUAAACAGGAACCCCCCAGCCCCAUCCGCAAUUUGCCUGGCUGGGGUAGUGCACCUGUAGGCUUAGGUUCCAUGGGCCAGCCCCCAUCAGGGGGCCCACAGGUCAAUGGAGAAGAUGGUAGCUCAGUAUGGGGUAACAGUGGCGACUCAAAGGCACCUUCAUCAAAGGAGGCACCUGGCUGGGACUCAGGCUGGGGCCAUGGAGGAAGUGGAGCAGGAAACUCUGGAGGCUGGGGUGACCAGUCUGGUAGAGGUUGGGGAAAGCAGCACACUGAAGAGACACAGGGGGGCUGGGAUGCCCCUAGCUCUCCUCCCCAGGAUGCACAGGGUAGUCCCUGGAACAGAGCUGUGAGCACAGCUGCUGCCAGUGAAGGUAGCAGUGACAGCAUGGAAGGACAUCCCCGGCAAAGAGACCUUUCAGCCAGAGAUAAUCCAGCUCCUCUGCUGCCUGCCCAGGAUCUGGACCCCAGGGUUUUGUGUAACACUGGCUGGGGACAGACCCCUGUUCGUCAGCAUACCUCUUGGGACAUGGAAAAUGCUAAACGCAAGAAUGAAAGCUCUGAUUCAUGGGGCUCUGGCCCAACCACCCCAAGCACCCCAAGUGACACCCAAGGACCCUCCAACACUAACAUGGGCUCCUCACAGAGGACUGACCCUGGGGGCAAAAAUGAUGUGCCUGCUUCUCAGGGAGCUUCAGGUUGGGGUGGAGGCAUGUCUGCUUCCAACCAGCCUAGCUCUGGUUGGGGAGAGCAACCCAACAACAUUAAACCCCAAAGUGGCCCCAGUGGCUGGGGGAAUCCUCCACCAACAGGCCCCUCUACCAGUAUACCCAAGAAUGGGGGACAGUCCUGGGGAGAGGAAAAGUCUACUGGAUGGGAUGAACCUCAAAUCAAGACACCAUCCCAGGGCUGGAGAGAUCAGCCAAAAGCAUCUCACAGCUGGGGUAGCAGUGGAGGGAGCAAUAAUUCAGGGGACUGGAGAGAGGCAGAAGAGAGCAAAAAGAGUUCCACCAACCCUGGGUGGGAAGGGGAAACAGGAGGCUUGAAGGAGAAUCCUCGAGGUUGGGGAAUGCCUUCUACAGGACCUGGGAUGUCUGGACCUGGAGGGAAUGGGGGAUGGGGUGAGUCUGUCUGCCAGCGCCCCAAUGGCCCUCCCCAAGGCUGGGGGAGCAAGCCUCAGGAUGGGCCCAGUGGAAGCAGUGGAGGAGGGAGCAUGGGCUCCUGGAGCGGCCCAGGCCCAGUAAAGCCGAGCAGUGGCUGGACUGGCAACAAGCAGGAAUCCUCAGCAGAGCCCACAGGCUGGGAGGAGCCCUCUCCACCUUCAAUCAGACGUAAGAUGGAGAUAGAUGAUGGGACAUCAGCUUGGGGGGACCCUGGUACCUACAGCAAAGCAGUCAACUUGUGGGACAGGAACAAUCCAGGUGUUUCCCAGGCCAAAGUCCCCACUGGAGGCAAUAACCCCCCUGGCUCCAAUAACAACCACCCUCCUUCUCACAAUCACAAUUAUCAUGGGCCGCCUGCACCUUUACAGAACCACACCCCCAACUCCCAAAACCCAGGGCCCACCAGUGGACCCAUGGAUCCUGUUGCCCAACAUCAGUCUGGGCCAUCUCACAAUCGGGGUCCCCUGAUAGCUCAAGGUUGGGGAGAGAUAUCCAGCUCCCACAGUAAAUCAGAGAACUCGUGGGGGGAAGCUGCACCCGCUCCAGUCAGCUUGGACAACGGGACGUCUUCCUGGGGCAAGCCUAUAGGCACCUGUGGAGGUUGGGCAGACAACAACCCUGACGGCUAUGGCCGGGGCAACCAGACGAUGCCACCUGCGUCUUGCAAACCUGCACCCAAACCUAUGCAAGAUGGAUGGGGAGGUGGAGGUGAAGAGCUGAACCUGUCGGGGGGUCAGUGGGACGCUGAGGAGGGAGACAUGUGGAACAACACUGCCUCCCAGGAAAGCAACUCCUCCUGCAACUCUUGGGGCAAUGCAUCCAAAAAAGCCCCACAGAAGGUGAAAGUCCCAGUGAAGCAAGAAGAUGCCUGGAUCAUGAAUCGUCUCAUCAAACAGCUGACAGAUAUGGGCUUCCCUAGGGACCCGGCAGAGGAGGCUCUGAAGAGCAACAACAUGAACCUAGACCAGGCCAUGAGCGCUCUGCUGGAGAAGAAGACAGAGCUAGACAAGCGGGGGAUGGGGAUGACCGGUCACGACUACAACAACGGGCUCAUCAACAAGCCCAUGAGCUGCCCACGGCCUCCGCUUCUUUCCAAAGACCCCUCAGCAGACUCCCGCUUGCCCUACAUGGAUAAGCAGAUGCAGAGUGGAAUGUUUGGUGGAGCAGGUGGAGCAGCACAAGCCCGGGCCAUGCAGCAGCCUCAGCCGCCUCCUCAGCCACCAGUGCCGCCUCUCAGUUCCUCUCAGCCUAGUCUACGUGCUCAAGUGCCUCAGUUUCUCUCCCCUCAGGUUCAAGCACAGCUCUUACAGUUUGCAGCAAAAAACAUUGGUCUGAAUCCUGCACUUUUAACCUCACCAAUAAACCCUCAACAUAUGACCCUUCUGAAUCAACUUUACCAGCUGCAACUGGCAUACCAGCGUUUACAAAUUCAGCAGCAGAUGUUGCAGGCGCAACGCAACGUUUCCGGCCCCAUUCGACAACAAGAGCAGCAAGUUGCACGUACAAUCAAUAACAUGCAGCAGCAGAUCCAACAACACCAGCGUCAGCUGGCCCAGGCCCUGCUGAUGAAGCAGCAACAACAGCAGCCGCCCCCCUCCCACUCUGGCCUUCACCCUGGCGGGUCUAAAUCCUCCCUGGAUUCAUUUCCAGGUCACCCCCAGGCUCCAGGCCUCUCUGACCUGCAGACCAAAGAGCCGCAGUCAUCUCCAAACACCUACAGCCCCUACUCUCUCUCUGGACUGAAUCAAAACAUGAAUGUAAACUGCAUGGAGGUGGGGGGUCUGUCGAUGAAGGAACCCCCCCAGCCUCAAUCGCGUCUGUCGCAGUGGACGCAUCCAAACUCAAUCGAGAGCCUCUCUGGAAGCUCCUCUCCUCUAGAGUCCAACCUCGGCAAACAUGGUGCCAACCUGGGGCCCCCUGGCAAGCCUCAUCAGCUGGAGGACUCUUACAGCCCCUACAACCUGAUGUCCAGCUCAGAGUCUCCUACAAGCCCCCUGGUCUCCCAAGACAACUGGGGCCAGAGCAAGAGCAGCAGUGACAAGAUGGCCAACGGGACCAAUAUCAACUGGCCACCAGAGUUUUGCCCCGGUGUGCCCUGGAAGGGUCUCCAGAAUAUCGACCCUGAGAACGACCCCAACAUGACACCUGGCAGCGUCCCCAGCGGGCCCACCAUCAACACCAACAUCCAAGAUGUCAACCGCUACCUGCUACGGGACAGAAGUGGAGGCUCUUCUCCCACUUCAUCUCAGAACGAGGCUCUGCCUCCCUCCUCUGAUUGGCCAGUCAGUGCCUACACUAGCUCGUUCAGUCUGUCGUCCCCGGAGAUGGACGAUGCAGGUAAACUCCCAGAGAUGAAAUCGACAUGGUCUCCAGGCCCCAUCUCUCACAGCCAGGCCCCUCUGUCCCACGAGCUGUGGAAAGUCCCCCAGAGCCACAGGGGCAGUAACGUGGCACCCUCCCGACCCCCGCCCGGUCUCACCAACACCAAGCCUUCAACCUGGGGGGGCAACUCGCUGGGUUUGGCUCAAGGCUGGAGCAGCUCUUACACCUCAGCAGGCACCACGUGGAGCACAGACACCUCCAACAGGACCAGCAGCUGGCUGGUUCUGAGGAACCUCACCCCACAGAUCGAUGGUUCGACUCUGCGUACUCUGUGCAUGCAGCACGGCCCCCUCAUCACAUUCCACCUCAACCUGACGCAGGGCAACGCGGUCGUGCGCUACAGCUCCAAGGACGAAGCUGCCAAGGCUCAGAAGUCCCUGCACAUGUGUGUGCUCGGAAACACCACCAUCCUGGCGGAGUUUGCCGGGGAAGAGGAGGUGAACCGCUUCUUUGCACAGGGCCAGCUGAUGGGCGGGACGACCAGCUGGCAGGCCACUCCAGGCUCCAAUCAGUCGAGGAUGGGCGGGACCGGGUCUGGAGCGUCCCAUCCUAUUGGUCACUCACCCCACUGGAACAACAACAACGGUGGCAGCAGCGGCAGUAGCAGCGGCCUGGGAACAGGCGGAGGAAAGGCGGGCGGUGAGUUGCUGUGGGGGGGCGUGCCACAGUACUCCAGCCUGUGGGGACCCCCGAGUGGAGAGGAGGGACGGGUGGUGGGGAGUCCAACCCCAAUCAAUACGCUGCUGCCUGGGGACCUGCUCAGCGGAGAGUCCAUGUAGGAACAAACCACCAAUAGGAGCGAAAAACUUUGCAAAUCAUUGUGGAGAUAAUCAGUGUGGGUGUGACGGUGGAAAGGAGCGACGCGAGGAGGGACGAGGCUUCACCCUCGCUGCUCAUCCUCGCCCACCUCCUCGACUCCUUUUUUUUUUUUUUGUCAACAUUUCAUUUGCAGUUCGUUCUGUGAAUCUCAGUGAGAGAUUUAGCUCACAGUGUUUGGCUCUCACUCGUGGAGACACAGGAAAAAAAGUCUUUCACUCAACAAAGAAAAGAGAACUUUUUACAGACGUGAACUUUGGAGAACUCGCUGUGUGAAACUUGUACUUAAGUCAAACUGACACGACGAUGAGCUGCCAUCCUGAAACUUGCGUAAUCCCUCUCUGCCUUUUGAGGCAAUCAUACUGCACCUCAGAGACCCAUUAAAAGGCAUCAUUCCCAAAGUUAAAAAAAAAAAAAACCUUCAAUCAGAGUGGUUGUCGAAACUUUCAGCUGGUCCAGACUCAACAUUUGUUUCUCUCAGCACUAAUAUUAGCCUUAACCUCUCUCCUGCCCUGCUGUCCUCACUCACUCUGUACUUGGUGAAGAAGCAUACGGACACUUGCACACCCUUAUUUCUGAGCCAGUGAAACCUGAGUGGAGAUUACAUGCUGCUGCGGAUUUACAUAAACAAACCACAGCUCAUAUUUUCAGUGCAUUUUUGCAAGCAGAUUAAGUUCCCCCACAACACGCUCAAAGGGAAUGAUGCAACUCUGUGUCCAAGCCAUUUGAUUUUUGUAGUGGUUUUUAGUGUUUUUACGUUUUCUUCUUAAACCAUUGCGAGCAAAGCUAAAAAAAAAAAUGUGUCUGUCAAUCUUACCUGGUGGGGUGAGAGUUUUUGGGGGUUUGUCGCGUGAACAUUUUAAAGACGGGAUGGAUGACAAAAAAAAUGAACCACUGCUAUUACUACGGAACUGUAAAAGACAAAUAACUUCAAUGCACCUCACCUCGUCUGCGGGACGCUCGCAGUUUUGGUCUCAGUCUCGGACCCUGUCUCUGAUGUUGUGGAAAACCUCAAAAUGUUUCCCACCAGUGUUGUCAAACACCCCC
Labrus bergylta (ballan wrasse) is the source of this 6685-nucleotide messenger RNA. The record is from RefSeq and is a predicted model, not a curated record. NCBI's taxonomy places the organism in Eukaryota, Metazoa, Chordata, Actinopteri, Labriformes, Labridae.